CUCUGCAUGCGUGAUUGAAAAUUAGUACUGUAAGAAUGUUCCGUUCAACGAAAAUAGUUGGACAAAACGUGCUCCGAUUUUGUAAACAUUUACCCCAAAAUAAACAUUUCAGUCGUGUUUCAAGUGGAUUGAAACAUGUCAAAACACUUCUUGUACCCAGCGGUUUGCUUCUUUGUGCUCAACCCCUCACACCGACUGAUGACUUCAAGGGGAAUGUUUUUUCUAAACCAUGUUUGACCCACAAAAGUCUCAUCCAGAACGCUACUGCCUUGACUGUUGAUGCUGUGUCUUCACUUCUCAACCAAACUGUGAUAGCUCUUAUUGAUACUGAGAAGGAAUAUCAACAGGCAUUGACGUCCCUGAUUGCCCUCACCGAGUACAGCCUGACCGUCCUUGAUAAUGAACGACUGCAGGAUCAGGUGUGGGAGAGAAUGAUCGAAGUUAGGGGCGUAGUCAAUGAAAAGAAAAAGGAAAAGGGUGACUUGAAUAUGAUAUUCGACUACACUGAGAAAUUGAUGAUCACAGCCGCAGAAACAGCAUUUAUUAGUGGUUCGGAGUAUACAUGUACAACUGCCAGCGAAAGACUCCUAUCGGCCAAGUCACAGCUGGAGAAAAUACGGAAAGCUACUGAUGAAGUGGAGGCCAAGCUUAAGGAGGUCGAGGUGAAGAGCAUCCAUGUUAUUUCCCAGCAUAGCGAGGAGGACCAGGGCGAACCCAAGGAGAAGAAAGCAAAGACUGUGACACUUGAGUCAUGAACAAAAACUGUUCCGAGUGUGAUUUUGGUGAAUUCUAUUUUUCAAAAGACAGUGAUUGUCUAUAGAAAGGUCUUGUUUGCACUAUGCAAGAAUAGAAAAAUUAUUCUUCCGCCCUCUUACAUAACAACUGGGUCACACCAACAAAUUUUUACCUUUUUGACAAAUAAACUAAGUUUUUACAUGAAACGAAAAA
Molecule: messenger RNA, 948 nt
Organism: Lineus longissimus
Lineage: Eukaryota; Metazoa; Nemertea; Pilidiophora; Heteronemertea; Lineidae
Exons: 5
Coding region: 36-755 (239 amino acids)
Biological process (GO): neuron apoptotic process; intrinsic apoptotic signaling pathway in response to oxidative stress
Cellular component (GO): mitochondrion
Source: RefSeq, a predicted model, not a curated record